Phymastichus coffea is the source of this 1706-nucleotide messenger RNA. It is a transcript of the gene Ccz1, whose product is annotated as vacuolar fusion protein CCZ1 homolog. Gene Ontology annotation, biological process: vesicle-mediated transport. The transcript is spliced from 10 exons. The record is from RefSeq and is a predicted model, not a curated record. Gene Ontology annotation, cellular component: Mon1-Ccz1 complex; intracellular membrane-bounded organelle. NCBI's taxonomy places the organism in Eukaryota, Metazoa, Arthropoda, Insecta, Hymenoptera, Eulophidae. Bases 248 to 1627 code for a protein of 459 amino acids.
GUGGCUGACACUGGACAGUGGACAGUAACACCGUGAUUGGCUUAAUUGAUGUGCAUUGUGCAUUUGUUAAGGAUGAACGUCUAUUCUACUCGUUAGUCAUUAAUACUUCGUCAAUAAUAUUGAUAUUGUUAAUUUUCAUACUAAUUCAAUAGCUCACAAUAUGCAUAUGUAGCUCAAACUUAUUAAGUCAUAAAUGAGUAGUUAUAAUUAAUUUCUUUAAAAUUUGUUAUAACUUAUUUUUAUCAACAUGUCAUCCAAAUCUGACAUCACGUUAGAACAAUUUUAUAUUUUUAAUAGCAAUUAUGCAAAGAAAGAAGGAGAGGAAAAAAACAAAAUUCUAUAUUAUUAUCCUGCAAAAACUGAUAUUGACAGUCAAAUUAGAAAUAUUGGACUUAGUGAAGCAAUAAUUAAAUUUACAGAAUCAUUUAACCCUGGGAAAUCCUGUGAUUAUUGCCACACUCAUAAAACUCGUCAAAUUUACUAUCAGCCUGAAACUGAUUUUUGGAUGGUUAUGAUUGUUGGUUUACCAUCAAUAACAAAAGAUAAAGAUGGUAGUGAAAAAACAGAAUAUCAAAAUGAUGAGGUAUCAAGUGCUGUUUGUCAAGCAAUAUUGAAACAAACAUACACCAUUUUUCGCCUUUUUAUGGGAUCAUUUAAUACAAUUUUGAAUGAACCUGACUGUGGUUCGGUCACAUUAUUAAAACAUAAACUGGAUCACUUCUAUUCAAGAUAUUUAUUAUCUUUGAAACUCAACAAUAGUGAUAUUUUAGAUAUUUUUCAAGGUUUACAAUUUCUACCGUUAGACAAAGUUACAUUUUUACGUGUUCAAUGUUUCAUGAAUUUAGUUGAGUCAACUUUUCCACAAGUGAAGUAUUCAGCAUUUUUAUAUAACGACCAACUUGUUUGGAGUGGCUUAGAACCUGAAGACAUGCAAGUAGUUUAUCAUUAUCUAGUAAACACUCUUUUACCAGCUCAUUUAGAAAAAGAGCUAGAUGGAGGAUCCAUUCCUCGCAAUUCUGCAUCACCAUUUAGUACAUUACACUAUGGAAAAUUCGUUACUGGACCUUCAAGUAUUAACGAUGUCAAAAAGUUGCCUAAAGUGUUCAUCAAUUAUUCAACAAAAGCUACACCUUUGUACUUGAUAGUUUAUAGGGCACUGAGUGCAACAGUUUGCUUAUUUGUUGAUAACACAAAUAGUCCCAUGUUUUACAGUAGUUUAGAUUCAUUUUUGGGAGUGCAAUUAACGUCAUUAGUAAGUGCUGUUGCAGAACAAUGUUCUAAGCAUUCAUUGUCUUCAUCAGAAUCAAGCCCUAAAUAUUUGUAUUUCAACAAAUUGAAUUUAGCAUAUAAAAGCACAAUUCAUUCUGACAGUAGACGUUUUUCCAGUGCCUUAACAACUCCAGAAGUUUUAAGAAUCAUAACCGACAUUAAUAGUGAUUCAAUAAGACUAAAAGAAGCUGGAGAAAUAGUUAUCAAAACAAUGAGCGAUUAUUGGAUUGUUGGCAAGCUAUCAAAUUUAAGAGAAUUUUUUGUUGUUAUCCAGCAAAAAAAUGCUAGUAUAAUUGAAAUUGAUGAAGAGGUGAAAAGAUUAUGUGAUCAAGAACUGAAAGGCAUUUUUUUUUAUUGAAGUUAGUUAUUAUAAUAGUUAUCAAAAUUAUUAUUAUUUGAUAAACUGAUUUAGGUUUGAUGUUGCCAAAAAUGAGUUU